This is a messenger RNA of Dreissena polymorpha, 697 nucleotides long. RefSeq lists its product as uncharacterized. The record is from RefSeq and is a predicted model, not a curated record. NCBI's taxonomy places the organism in Eukaryota, Metazoa, Mollusca, Bivalvia, Myida, Dreissenidae. The transcript is spliced from 5 exons. Bases 1 to 534 code for a protein of 177 amino acids.
AUGAUUGUCAUUAUUGUGUUGCCUCUACUUGUAAUACAAGACGAAAAUUUCAAGGGCUUCACUAGCUUUUCCAAGAUGGCGCUCAGUACAGCGCGUAGAGCGAAACAAAAGAAGAAAACAAGAACAAAGAAAUUGAAAAAACGAAAACACUCACAUUUUGGUUGUUCGAAGGAGCAUGGUACAGAUGGCCAAAUACUUAACGCCAAUCAUAAACGACCAGAAUCCCCACAGAAGAGCACAGGCAACACGGUCGAAUCAAACCACAACGACAAAAAGGCCGCGCCGAAGGCUAAGACGGUAUAUGCUCGACAAAAUCCUGAUGACUUGUGCAACACGCAAAUACAGACCAUAACCUCGAACUCCGACUGCCAAUCUACACAGGCUGAAAUCGAUGUAGACCAAGUGACACUUGCCUCAUAUCAGAGUCAACCACAUGUAGCUAAGACAAUGGACCCUUGCUUUAACUCACUGUCAAAUGAAUCUGAACAAUCUACACUGAGUCAGCAAAAUAAAAAGCAAAACAACCCGAGUUGAGGGAAAGCUUGCAAUCGAAUACAACCAUCCUUUAUUUUGAAACCGAUGACAGACAUAAAGGGCGUUUGAGUAAUGUUGUAGUUAGAAGUACAUGUGAAUGAGCAAAAGUUAUGAAGCCAAGGCAUGGCGAAAUUGUGCAAUUAUUCGCUAAUGUUUUGGAGUG